Molecule: messenger RNA, 6078 nt
Organism: Labrus mixtus (cuckoo wrasse)
Lineage: Eukaryota; Metazoa; Chordata; Actinopteri; Labriformes; Labridae
Product: melanoma receptor tyrosine-protein kinase-like
Exons: 27
Coding region: 156-3713 (1185 amino acids)
Biological process (GO): protein phosphorylation; cell differentiation; negative regulation of apoptotic process
Cellular component (GO): basal plasma membrane; signaling receptor complex
Molecular function (GO): epidermal growth factor receptor activity; epidermal growth factor binding; ATP binding
Source: RefSeq, a predicted model, not a curated record
UCAGCCUCACACACACUCAAACACACACACACACACACAAACACACACACACACACUUCUUCUGCUUCUCAUGGAAAAACGUUGUGCUCUCCGCGCUCAGACUCCAUCGGAGGAGAAACUUUUGGGAGUUUAAUUUAGAAGAAGGAGCCUCGGACAUGAAGUUUUCCGGAGGAGGAGCGGCGCUGCUGCUGCUGCUCCUCGGCCGCUGCUGCUGCACCAACCCCGGCAGGAUAGUGUGUCAGGGGAUGAGUAACCAGCUGACGCUGUUGGGGACUAGUGAAUAUCACUACGACAACAUGGUGAGGAUGUACUCCAACUGCUCCGUGGUCCUGGAGAACCUGGAGGUCACCUACACCCUGGAGCACCAGGACCUAUCCUUCCUCCAGUCCAUCCAGGAAGUCGGUGGGUACGUUCUGAUCGCCAUGAACAAGGCGGCAACCAUCCCGUUGGUCAACCUGAGGCUGAUCCGCGGACAGAACCUGUACGAGGGCCAGUUCGCUCUGCUGGUGAUGUCCAACUACAACAGGAACCACUCGUCUGUGACCCUGAACUACACCAGCGGGCUGAGACAGCUGCAGCUCAGCAGUCUGACAGAGAUCCUGAAAGGAGGGGUAAAGAUGACCCACAAUCCCUUGCUGUGUAACACCGAGACCAUCCAGUGGUGGGACAUCCUGGACAAAGCCAGCAAUCCCAACAUGCUUUUCAAGACGGCUGACUUUGCACGGGAUUGUGAGAAGUGUGAUCCCGGGUGUGUUAAUGGUUCGUGUUGGGCAGCAGGACCAGAUCACUGCCAGAGAUUCACAAAGUUGCAGUGUGCGGAGCAAUGCAGCAGAAGGUGUCGGGGUCCCAAACCCAUCGACUGUUGUAACGAACACUGUGCUGCAGGCUGCACCGGACCUCGAGCCACCGACUGCCUCGCCUGCACAGAUUUUAAUGAUGAUGGAACCUGUAAAGAUACAUGUCCUCCUCUGACCCUCUACGACCCCAAAACCCACCGGGUGGUCAACAACCCCAAUGUCAAGUUCACCUUUGGGGCGACCUGCGUCAAGGCCUGCCCGCAUAACUACGUGGUGACAGGUGGAUCAUGCGUUCGCACCUGCAACGCCGGGACGUAUGAGGUGGAGGAGAACGGAGUCCAACGCUGCAAGGCAUGUGACGGACCCUGUCCUAAAGCCUGCGAUGGAGUUGGGGUAGGCGCCUUGAUCAACACAAUGGCGGUCAACGCAUCGAACAUCGAGUCCUUUAGGAACUGCACUAAGAUCAACGGGGACGUCUCGCUCAUUGAGACCUCCUUCACUGGAGAUGCACACUACAAAAUUCCCCCGAUGGAUCCAGCUAAACUGGAGUACUUCAGGACAGUGAAGGAAAUCACAGGUUUCCUGCUUAUCCAGUCCUGGCCAGAGAAUCUGACGUCUCUGUCCGUGUUUGAGAACCUGCAGAUCAUCAGAGGAAGAACGACACGAGCUCAGCACAGUCUGGCGGUGGUGAGGGCGAGGAGCCUGCGCUGGCUGGGUCUGCGCUCUCUGAAGGAGGUGAGCGCCGGCCGGGUCAUGUUAAAGGAAAACUCUGAGCUGUGCUUCACCCGACCCGACCAGUGGACGCGCCUCUUCAGGUCCAAGGACCAGAUCGUCAGCAUGAAAAACAACGCCCCAGCUGACGUCUGCGAACAGCACAAUCAAACCUGUGACUCAGAGUGUACUGAUGACGGCUGCUGGGGUCCGGGCCCCACCAUGUGUGUCUCCUGUCGGCAUUUCAACCGCAGAGGGCGCUGUGUCACGCUCUGUAACCUGCUGCAGGGCGAGCCCAGAGAAGUGAAGGUGAACAGCAGCUGUGUGGAGUGUCACCCUGAGUGUCAGCUGCAGACGGGGUCCCCGACCUGCAGAGGAGCGGGUCCAGACAAGUGUUCGCAGUGUGCCCACUUCAAAGACGGUCCACACUGCGUGCCGCGCUGUCCUCAUGGCGUUCUGGGAGACGGAGACAUGCUGAUCUGGAAAUACCCCAACGGGACAGGACAGUGUCUAUCCUGCCACCAGAACUGCACCCAAGGGUGUUCGGGUCCCGGACUGUCCGGAUGCACUGGUGCUUCCACCCACUCCACGCUGGCGGUGGGCGUGGUCGGUGGGCUUUUAAUCGCUGUCAUCGUGUCAUUGGUUAUCUUUGUGUUGCUACGGCGACGACGAAUCCGGAGGAAGAGGACUUUGCGGCGCUUGCUGCAGGAGAGAGAGCUGGUGGAGCCGUUGACUCCGAGCGGUGAAGCUCCUAACCAGGCGUUGCUGAGGAUCUUAAAGGAAACAGAGUUCAAGAAAAUCAGGGUGCUUGGCUCCGGGGCCUUUGGGACCGUGUACAAGGGUCUUUGGAUCCCUGAAGGAGAGAAUGUGAGGAUCCCAGUUGCCAUCAAAGUUCUGCGAGAGGCCACAUCACAGAAAGCCAACAAAGAAAUCCUGGAUGAGGCGUACGUGAUGGCGAGCGUGGAUCACCCUCACGUGUGUCGUCUGCUGGGGAUCUGCCUCACGUCGUCUGUCCAGCUGGUGACUCAGCUGAUGCAGUACGGCUGCCUGCUGGACUACGUGCGUCACCACAGGGAGCACGUUGGGGCCCAGUGGCUGCUAAACUGGUGUGUCCAGAUCGCUAAGGGGAUGAACUAUCUGGAGGAGCGUCACCUGGUGCAUCGAGACCUGGCAGCGAGGAACGUCCUGGUGAAAACUCCAAACCACGUCAAGAUCACAGACUUCGGCCUCGCCAAGCUGCUGACAGCAGACGAGAAGGAAUAUCACGCUGACGGAGGAAAGGUUCCCAUUAAGUGGAUGGCGUUGGAGUCCAUCCUCCAGUGGACCUACACACAUCAGAGUGACGUCUGGAGCUACGGUGUGACCGUGUGGGAGCUGAUGACAUUCGGCUCCAAACCGUACGACGGCAUCUCGGCCAGUGAGAUCGCCUCUGUGCUGGAGAGAGGGGACCGUCUGCCCCAGCCCCCCGUCUGCACUAUAGACGUCUACAUGAUCAUGGUGAAAUGUUGGAUGAUUGAUCCGUCCAGCCGUCCAAGAUUCAGAGAGCUGAUAGCCGAGUUCUCCAAAAUGGCCAGAGACCCUUCUAGAUAUCUGGUCAUACAGGGUGACCUCCCCAGUCCGUCAGACAGCCGGUUUUACUCUCGCCUGCUGAGCUCAGACGACAUGGAGGACGUGGUCGACGCAGAGGAAUACCUGCUCCCUUACAAAGGGCUGAAUAACAAUGACAACCGCCCCUGCAACGCCACGAACGGUCGUCCGGUCAGAGAGAACAGCAUCGCUCUGCGUUACAUCACCGAUCCCACUCAAACCUCACUGGAUAAAGAAGACAGCGCCGGCCAUGAGUACAUGAACCAGAGUAUGAGUGAUACCAGCCGGAGCAGCAGGCUCUCUGAGGUUUUGAACCCCAACUACGAGGACCUGAGCAUGGGCUGGGGGGCCGCCUCGCUCCCCUCCCCUCAGGUGGACGCAAAGCCCUACUCCAGGGUCCCUGAGGUACCAGAGUACCUGAACACGGCUCAGAGCUCGCUCCCUCUGGCCACCAGCAACAGCCUCGACAACCCAGACUACCAGGCGGACUUCCUGCCUCAGGCCCUGUCCUCCACCACCAAUACCACCGCUUUAACGGGGAACAGUCUGUUCCUCCCAGCAGCAGAGAACCUGGAGUACCUGGGUCUGGGUAUGGCACUGCAUCCCCCUGUCCGCUAGGGGGCAGCAACAUCCAGAGGCUUUGAACUGAAACUUUGAGGCUCUGUCCAAACCAAAUGUCGAGACUUUAAUGAGACUUUAAUUGAGACUGCUGACAGUAUUUUAUUUAUGUUUUAUUGUGAAGUGUACCAGGAAAUGGGGACUGAGCAGCAGCGUCGUGACAGCCUUCAGUCACUGAAGGAGAGGAGAGGUUUUUCAAACUGUGAACUUUAAAUAGCUUCUUUUCACAUUUUUCACUUCACAAGGAAACAGAAGCACGAUGAUUACCGAACAGCAGAAGAUGUCAAGACAGAAUUUUCUGAACAAAGCACAGCAGGAAGAUCGUGACUUAAGUAGCUGGAUGGACGUUUGGACAAAAGCACUUCAAUCAUUUCCACUUAAUCAUCCACUUCAUCUUCUCUGUGAAUCCUUCCCUUUGCAUGCUUUUGUCUGUCGUCAUACAGUAAAAAAAUGGAAGCACAAUGAAAUCAAGUCAGAUCUGAGACUUUAAGAGCUCACACACUGAUGUUUGCUGACGAACAGAUUCUCCUUGAAUUAUCCAAAAAAGACAAACUGGGGAUUUAACCUUGAGAUUAGAAAUAUCUAACUAUGAGAUGACAUUAAAAGACACCAUAUGGUGGCGUAAUAAAGGCAUAAAAAACAAAAAUACAUCUUUAAAAAAGACCCCAUAUGUGUCUGGUAGCUCCUCUUUGAUCAUGACGUUUUCAUUAUAAAUACUACAACAGGAUCAUAUUCAGGCAUGACAUGAUAAAUCCUCCAUCCAUCAGGUUUCAGACACAGUGGCGCCCCCAUCUGUUCAUGUAAAAGCAGCUCAGGAACAAAAAGGAAAACUGAGUUGUAAUAGGAGAUGUUUUAAUUUGGAAAAAGGCCAAUUGUCUUGUAAUAGCAAGAUAUGUUUCAUGUUUAGUCCGUAACACUUUACUGGAGGACCCUUCAUCUACAAGCAACAUAUCCACAUUUAAAAAAGAGUGAACUCUUUAAUUUCAUUCUGAGCAGACAGAAGAGCCUUUACAGGUUUGUAGCUGUACACUGUUAGAACUUUUCCUGUGAAGAUGUUUUAUGUGCUACACUGAGAGUCUGUUUAUACAGCAGACACUUACAUGUGCAUGCAAUGAUGUUAUAAUUAGCUUAUUCUUAUUUGUUUUAGGACUGUAGCUGCUCAGUUGUGGGUCAUAAUGUAUGGAUAAUAUGCUUCCCAAUUAUUACAAUAUCAUUAUUUUGAACGUGUUAAAGCUUACUGAUUAAUGAAAAAGAGCAGAUGCAAGGCUGCACGGUGCCCGUUCUCAAAGACUCCUCAGUCUGUCAUUUAUCCGUGCGUUCAUAUCAUUCUGUAGACAUUUAUUUUCAGCUGUUUGAAGAGCUUUCAUGCACUAGACCAGAGGGUUUUUUUUUAUGGACUAACAGUAUUUGUACACUUUGGAAAAUAGUGCAAAAGAAACAACAUUAGUGUUCUCAUUUUGAUCAAAUACUGUUUGUUUUUGUGACAUAUUCCCGCUUGAACCAGACAAGAUGUUCUUCAAGGAGUCCAAUCACAAAAAAAAACUGUAAAAUCUCAUCCAAAAAGUAAUCGUUUGAUAUUGUUGUCCUUUGACUUGACAAAAACUCAGUUGAGCUAAAUGUCUUUUAUACAUUUGUAAAUGUUUAUACUGAAGUAUAAAAGGUCUUUUAUUUUUUAUUCUCCUUUUACUUGACCAAAAUGAGCCAAACUCUGACUUACUGUUACUGCACACUGACUCUCUCUACUGUUUAAGUUUGUCACUGCUGUUUGUGUAAAUGUCACUGAAGCUGAGAGGCUGGUUGAUGAUUCAUCCUCAGGACUGGUUGUUCAAUCUAGAUCUAGAUCACAGUGAUCCAAAAUUUGAAACAUUUCUGCUUUCAGGAGCGGCUAAUCCAUUCUACUUUUUGCCCCCAUGUUUCCCUAACUAACACUAUCAGCUCAACCUGAUCCAGAUACAGACUUGUCACCACUUCUGGAUUACUUUUAGGCUUCUCUCAAUGGGAUUUCUUUAUUUAUUCUUUUUCCAUGUACUUGUCAAAGUCAUGCAACAUCUUAGAGGAAAUAAAGCAGACGGGACUCACAGUCUGACGUCGAAAAAGGAUCACAAUGAGGAGGAAAGAUCAGUGAAGUCCUGAUGUUGAGUAAUUGAGCCUGAAGAUAUUGUCAACCUGAUUGCACUCAUCUUCCAUUAAAAAAGACACUGAGUCCAUUAUGUGUGGAAUGUUUGUGUUUUCUUGUGUAUAUAAUUUGAGCUUUAAAUGUUAUGAAAUGAUUUGUGAUAGACCAAUGAGAAAUCUUUGCUGUUAACAGGGUUAAGCCAAACUGCUCACAUGGCCUCCUUUUUGUGAAUAAAACAUCAAAGUUGUA